This is a messenger RNA of Prorocentrum cordatum, 501 nucleotides long. Lineage: Eukaryota; Dinophyceae; Prorocentrales; Prorocentraceae. The record is from the annotation of a GenBank genome assembly.
AUGCCCGGUUUCCCUGCUCCAGACAAGCGCUUGCUGGAAUUUGGGGACAGGGUUUGGGAGUUCCGGUUGGUGCAGCAGUACGCAAAUCACGAGCACGUCUUUUUGGCGGUUAACGGGCAGCACGAGAAUGUCGUGAUCAAGACGCGCAAUAAGCGGAGCGUCACCGCUGCCGAGGAGGUGGAGAGCGUCUACCAGGAGUUCAACCUCCUGACACACACCCUCGACCACCCACACAUCAUCCGCUGCGUAAGCAUGCUGCACAGCCAGUCCCAUGUGCACAUGGUGCUCCAGUAUGGCGGCGACUUCUGCAUGGAGCAGGUGCUGUCGAUUCAACCAGGCCGCCAGUUGUCCAGGGACGACGCCGUGGACUGCACCAUCCAGAUCGCGAGUGCUCUGUCCCAUUGCCACGCCAAUGAUGUUACUCAUGGGCAGGUGUCGCUGAGGCAUGUGUCGGUAGAGAUGGCGAGGAAUCGGCUCGUUUGCCGCCUGAUAGAUUCUUAG